Molecule: messenger RNA, 575 nt
Organism: Ostrea edulis (European flat oyster)
Lineage: Eukaryota; Metazoa; Mollusca; Bivalvia; Ostreida; Ostreidae
Product: temptin-like
Exons: 3
Coding region: 80-475 (131 amino acids)
Source: RefSeq, a predicted model, not a curated record
AUAAGACAUACCACCUCUUAAAACUGCUAGAUAAGCGCCACAGUAUCAGUCCGUGUUGUAUUAGUGCUGCUGUACUGUCAUGAGGUCCCUGUUUCUAGUGCCUUUGCUAUUCGUGUCCGCCCUGGCCCAUGCAGGUUUCCGCCUGAUGAUUCCUAACGGCAUCAAUGUCCCCAACCCCUGCACAAAUGUGUUCGGCCUGUGGAACGCAGUUGGCCACAACAUAGAAAUUGGUGGCGGUGCAGCUAAUGUAUUUGGAGCGGAUUUUGUGACUGCUAACACUAAAUGGACAAAGGAUCUAUGUCAAAAGGACUCCGACAUGGACGGGAAAACAAAUGGCGAGGAGCUAGGGGAUCCCAACUGUGUGUGGACAGCGGGAGCCACCCCCGCUGGUGACGCCACGGGGCAUCCAGGAAUCUGUGAGCCCAUGUCUAGUGCCAACUGUAUGAAGAUUAAUGUCAAUAUCACCUGUAUAUAAAUACCAAAAGUCUUAUUCUUGUCAUGUACAUCAUGUUUGUAAAAUAUUGCCUCAUUGAUUUGUCAUAUAAUGUAAACAAAAUACAAGUCUAAUAGAAGAA